UGUUGUGAAAAAGCCUAACCGGAAGUAGCCGGAAGUAAGUCGUUAUGCUAGCAUGGAGGGUUGCCCGCCAACACAUCAUCAUCCAAACAACAAAUAUGUAAUUUAUUUAUGAGAAAAUCUUUAUUCACUCGUGUGGGUUUGCUUUAUUUAACCUGAGAUGCUUUAAGUGACACCGUUUUUACACUCAGGGUUCGUUGACGAUCACUCUUCAUUCAGUGCAGGGACUCAGUUUACUUUUCACAACCAAAGCUUUCAGCACAGAUUUGUAUUUUUGUGGAAUUAAAAUUGAAAUUAAGUAUGGCGCAGAACAAAGAGUCAGAACCGGAAUCUCGACUAUACGCUUUUACCCGAGUAGCCUCCGCGAUGUUGACACACUUUCUCGGCGUCGCCCUCACUGUUUUUGUCGCUGUUCUGGCUCGACCCGGCACAAGUUGGUUUUCUUGGCAUCCUCUCCUCAUGACUCUAGCAUUCUCCCUCUUCAUGACAGAAGCCAUCCUGGUUUUCUCCCCCCACGGUUCCCCCAUGAGGCGGUUCUCCCACAAGGUCAAAGUUCGCAUUCACUGGCUCUUGCAGUGCGCCUGCCUCUUGUGCGCCACACUGGGCCUGGCCGCCAUUUUGUACAACAAACACCUGCAAGGCAAGCCUCACUUCACCUCCUGGCACGGGCUGAUGGGCCUGCUGACGGUGUGCGCGGUGGGGGUCCAGUCCGUGGCCGCCCUGCCCCUGGUCUACCACUCCCUGGCCAAAGGUUGGUCACUGGCCAAGCUCAAGAGGUACCACGCGGCUUCCGGGCUGGUCGCCUACCUGCUGGGCGCUGUCAGCCUGCUGCUGGGGAUGAGUUCCGUGUGGUUCAAGGCGUCCGUCAGCGACGGCGUCUGGUACUUGGUGGCACUCUGCCCCGCCCUCUGUGGUCUGAUCGUCAUGAAUCAAGUCACCAGCGCUUAUGUGGCCAAAAAACGCCUACAGUCUUAAUGACGGCUGUGAUGUGGACAUCUUUUCUGCAGGGAUCAUUUUUUUUCUUUUUCUUCUUGGUUGUGAUAAUACACCUCGUAGAUGGACUAUCAAUGUUAUUUUUGCAGUAUGCUAUGUUUUGUGUUAUUAGGGACAACCAAUGCAAGAACUGCAUCCAAGAAUUUCGCCUCCUUGUUUUGAUGGACAAGGUAUUAAUAUACAGUGGGGCAAAAAAGUAUUUAGUCAGCCACCGAUUGUGCAAGUUCUCCCACUUAAAAUGAUGACAGAGGUCUGUGAUUUUCAUCAUAGGUACACUUCAACUGUGAGAGACAGAAUGUGAAAAGAAAUUCAGGAAUUCACAUUGUAGGAAUUUUAAAGAAUGUAUUUGUAAAUUAUGGUGGAAAAUAA
This is a messenger RNA of Nerophis ophidion (straightnose pipefish), 1359 nucleotides long. It is a transcript of the gene cyb561d2, whose product is annotated as transmembrane reductase CYB561D2. Gene Ontology annotation, cellular component: endoplasmic reticulum. Gene Ontology annotation, molecular function: transmembrane monodehydroascorbate reductase activity. The record is from RefSeq and is a predicted model, not a curated record. Lineage: Eukaryota; Metazoa; Chordata; Actinopteri; Syngnathiformes; Syngnathidae. The transcript is spliced from 3 exons. The coding region runs from base 298 to 972 and encodes 224 amino acids.